AUGCGUGUCUCUACUAGUUUGCUUCCUGCCCUUCUGGCAGCAAUCCCUGCUGUGUCCGCUAGUGGCACCCUGGGUCUCGCCAUAGGUGAUAAGAACAGUGAUUCCAGCUGCAAAUCUACGAGUGAUUACGAAGCCGACUUUGAUGCUCUCAAAAGUGUGACGACUAUAGUCCGCACAUACUCGGCCAGUGACUGCAAUCUUGCUCAGAAUAUCGUGCCCGCUGCAAAGGCCAAGGGAUUCAAAGUCGUUUUGGGAGUCUGGGCGGAUUACGACCAGUCUUUUGACCAGGACUUCAACGCCCUGAAGCAGGUCGUCCCUGGGAAUGAAGAUGUUGUGUCUGCCAUUACUGUAGGCUCUGAGGUUCUCUACCGCGGAAGUCUCACUGCGCAGGCACUCCUGAGCAAAAUCCAACAGGUGCAGAACCAGUUCCCCUCGGUCGCUGUUGGCACCGUUGAUAGCUGGAACAAAUUCGCGGAUGGCACUGCCGAUCCCAUCAUCCAAGGAGGUGUCACUUACCUUUUGGCCAAUGGAUUCGCCUACUGGCAGGAUGUAGACAUCAACAAUGCUCCCGCUACCUACUUCUAUGACAUAUCGGAGGCCGAGAAGCAUAUCAAGCAGGUUGCCGGAGCUAAUGCGGGCAAUAUCCGCUUUGGAAAUGGAGAAACUGGUUGGCCCACCGACGGUGGAUCCGAUUAUGGUGCUGCUAAAGCUGGUACUCAGAAUGCUGCACAGUAUUACAAAUCAGCGGUAUGCCCCAUGCUGCGAAAUGGAACCGACGUCUUCUAUUUCGAGGCCUUCGACGAGGAGUGGAAGCCCAACAGCGUGGGUGACAAUGGCCAGUCCAUGGACGAGAAACACUGGGGACUCUUCACCGCCGACCGCCAGCUCAAGUUCGACGUGACCUGUUGA
Molecule: messenger RNA, 909 nt
Organism: Aspergillus tubingensis
Lineage: Eukaryota; Fungi; Ascomycota; Eurotiomycetes; Eurotiales; Aspergillaceae
Gene: bgt1
Product: 1,3-beta-glucanosyltransferase Bgt1
Exons: 4
Coding region: 1-909 (302 amino acids)
Biological process (GO): carbohydrate metabolic process; cell wall organization
Cellular component (GO): extracellular region; fungal-type cell wall; cell surface
Molecular function (GO): 1,3-beta-glucanosyltransferase activity; glucan endo-1,3-beta-D-glucosidase activity
Source: RefSeq, a predicted model, not a curated record